AUGGCGGGCGCGCGGCCCCGCCCACCCUGCCCGCCCCGACCAAUCGCAGCUCCGCUCGUCAGUGAGGGCGGGCGCGUUCUCAGCGCUGAUUGGCUGGCGGGGCCCGGCGCGCGAGGCGCCCCGCCCCCUUUGCACCGUCGCCUUCUCCCCCCGCCUCCCGUUAGUGUGAGGGGAAGGCGGCGGGCUCGGGACGCGGCGCUUUGGCCAAUGCGCAGUUCUGCGGUCAGCUCUGCCCUGUGGAGGCCCUGGAUGCUCCCAGCAAGGGAUGGGGAGGCCAUGGAGAACCAACAAAUGCCAGAAUUGGAUGGUCAAGUGAUAAAUUGUGCAUCAAAAGGAGCUCUGGGGUUCCAGCAUCCAGUGAGGCUUUAUUUGCCCAAAUCCAAAUCCCAGAAGUUUAUUGCUAACAUUGGAGAGAAGGUCCUGGCCAGUUUUCCUGUACAAGCCACAAUUCACUUCUACAACGAUGAUGCUGAGGAAGAGGAGGAAGAAGUGAGCCCUGAGAGACUCAGAAUCCACAUUAAAAAAUGA
Pseudopodoces humilis (Tibetan ground-tit) is the source of this 528-nucleotide messenger RNA. The record is from RefSeq and is a predicted model, not a curated record. Lineage: Eukaryota; Metazoa; Chordata; Aves; Passeriformes; Paridae.